Messenger RNA from Planococcus citri (citrus mealybug), 1222 nucleotides. RefSeq names its product procathepsin L-like. The record is from RefSeq and is a predicted model, not a curated record. Gene Ontology annotation, cellular component: lysosome. The coding region runs from base 97 to 1092 and encodes 331 amino acids. The transcript is spliced from 6 exons. NCBI's taxonomy places the organism in Eukaryota, Metazoa, Arthropoda, Insecta, Hemiptera, Pseudococcidae. Gene Ontology annotation, molecular function: cysteine-type endopeptidase activity.
UAUUAACACGGUGUCAAAAUUAUCGACUUCAGUUGAUAGCACGGUGAUAAGUUGUGAAAAAUCGAUAAUUUCUCUCGUUCUUUAAAAAAAUUUGACAUGACGUGGCAAUUUUCGCUUUGUUUGUCGAUCGUUUGUUUAGGGUUUAUUCGAGCUAAAUCCAUUCCAGACUUUCGCGAAAACGAAUGGAAAAAAUUCAAGGUUGAUUUCCACAAAAAUCACGGAUCUGAGGCUGAAGGUGACAUUCAACAAAUUAAUCAACAUAAUGAACGAUCAUACGUGAAGAAAAUAGAUGAAUAUACAGAUAUGGAUGAUGAUGAAAUAGCAAACAGUUCAUAUUCUCCAAUGAAUGAUGAGCCCAUGUAUUUGGAUUGGAAAAAAACGUGGGACUGGACAGCGAAGAACGUGGUGACUAAAGUAAAAAACCAGGAAGGUUGUGAAAAUGGGGAUUGGGCUUUCGCGGCUAUCGGUGCUCUAGAAGGUCUACUGGCCAGAAAUGGGUACAAUCUCACAGAUCUUAGCGAACAAGAGCUCAUUGAUUGCACUGAACCGUACGGAAAUUACGGUUGUGAAAGCGGCACAGUGAAAAAAGCAUUCGAUUAUAUCAAAGAGAAAGGCAUUUGUACGAAUCAAUCGUAUCCAUACACCGGAACGGAUACGAAUAUGACCGCCUGUCCCAACAAAUUGAAGGGAAAAAUAGUAACUUCCUUGGACAAAAUGAACCAAGACGUUAUUCCUCAGGGCUCUGAAUCCCUUAUGAAACAAUACCUCUACCAAAAUGGACCUAUAUUAGCCAUCAUUAAUGCUUCUCAAGAGUCUUUUAUGAAUUAUAAGGGUGGAAUUUAUCAUAAUGACACAUGCGCUAAAGUUGGAGAACACAACGUCUUAAUUGUUGGUUAUGGUGAGACAGAGCAAGGAGAAGAGUACUGGAUUGUGAAAAAUUCAUGGGGUGAAGACUGGGGCGAAAAAGGAUACAUUAGAAUAGCCCGCGGAAAAAAUACCUGUGGAAUAGCCACCAAUGCAACGUUUUUAACACUCGAUAAACUUCAAACGGCUAAGCCGACAAUUUUACCAAACGCGCAAGGGAUCCAAUAAUUUAAGUUUUACUAAACCUGUAUUGUAUGAUGUUGGUAUAGGUAUAAUAUAAGUACAAGUACGUGUAUAAGAAUGAAUCAUUGUUCAAUUCAAUAAUAUAAAAUUCUGCAGAUUGUGAUUCAUUUUUCAA